Molecule: messenger RNA, 1384 nt
Organism: Cylicocyclus nassatus
Lineage: Eukaryota; Metazoa; Nematoda; Chromadorea; Rhabditida; Strongylidae
Source: the annotation of a GenBank genome assembly
CCAAAAUGUUCUUUUUUAAGCGAAGAGGAAGAGGAAGGCGAAAUGCAAGUCAAGAAGGCACCAGAAUUGAACUUACACAGAGAGAAGAAAUGCCGUCAAGACUGGGUAGAAGGAGAAGACGUAAAGCAGCUCGGGCAGCUAAAGGAUCACGCUCAGUUUCUCAAGAAGGGUCGAAAAGAGUCGUGCGGAGACGAGGGGGGCAAACCGUGGAAGAAGAAGUGUCAGUACAGCAAAAAACAUCGACAACAUCAUCAACCCAAACCCAGCAACGGCGCAGCUUUGAAGAUGCAUCCGUGCGUCGUGCUUCUAGAGCUGCAAAAAGGGCACAAGUCAAAGUGUUUGUAGAAGAGACCUUUCGAAAAGGUGUGAAAGGAUUGAUAAUAGAGUUUAAAUCUAUGAAGCGUGUGAAUGAUUUCACGAAAAUGACGGAAUUUCUCGCGCAGAAUCCUCAAGGAAGGAACAGAUAUAAGGAUGUUGGAUGCUUAGACAAGGAUCGUGUUAUAAUACGGAUUGGCCCUGUAUCUUAUAUUCACGCAAAUUACGUAUCUUCCCCUACAAAUCCAAAACGAUUCAUCUGUACUCAGGCACCUCUCCCAAAAACCUGUCCCGAGUUUUGGUACAUGGUUGUACAAGAAAAAUCUGUGGCCAUUCUGAUGCUCUGCAACUUUAUAGAACAAAAUGCAAAGAAAUGCGCGGAGUACUUUCCUUUAGAAGAAGACAAACCAUUAAAUUUUGAGGGCGUUAUCGUUGCAUUGAAAAAGCAAGAGCCGUUUCUGUUCCCGUUUAAAACUCAAGUACAUAUACUCGUUCGUACUUUGGAGGUUAGCGCACCUGGACAACCUAUGCACACUUGUCUGCACUAUCACUGGCAAGAUUGGCCUGAUCGUGGCGUACCGGAUGCAGACUUAGCACCGGUUGUUCUUCUGGCCAAAUUGAAGGAAAACACCGCUCCUAUAAUCGUACAUUGUUCGGCUGGUAUAGGUCGAACAGGAUCUAUAGUACUCAUUCAACAUUCUCUGGAAUUACUACAUUUACCCGCGCCACUUCUUGAGAUUUCUACUUAUCUUGCUGAGUUACGUAAACAACGAAACAAUAGUAUACAGACUGAACAACAGUACUUGUAUAUACACCAAGUAUUAUUAUUGUAUCUGAAGAACACGAAUUAUCUCGAUUCUAGUGUGACACCUUACCUUGAAGCGUUUACGAAAGACUAUGUCAAUGCCACAAAAGGAUUUUGACAUGACCGUUAUUUUGUCAUUGUAUCUUCAUUAUGAACAGAAAAUCAUCAGCGUGAUUGAAAUAUUUUAAGAAAUCAACUACCAACAGCGUGUCUUCAUUUUAUGUACUGACCUAGAAUCUUAGUGAUAAUAAACUUUCAAACAGC